Neocloeon triangulifer is the source of this 2958-nucleotide messenger RNA. RefSeq lists its product as uncharacterized. Lineage: Eukaryota; Metazoa; Arthropoda; Insecta; Ephemeroptera; Baetidae. The coding region runs from base 192 to 1931 and encodes 579 amino acids. Gene Ontology annotation, biological process: signaling. The record is from RefSeq and is a predicted model, not a curated record. The transcript is spliced from 10 exons. Gene Ontology annotation, molecular function: molecular adaptor activity. Gene Ontology annotation, cellular component: glutamatergic synapse; postsynaptic specialization.
CGCCUCUCCUCCGCAGGGCAGUCAGCAACCAGCAACUCGGCCCGUCAGCAGUACGAAUUUGUUCUCGAGUGUUAUUAUUAUUUAUUUUGUCGUGGUACGAACGGAGCAGUCGAGAUGAACCGUGAAUCUGCCACGAUUUGUCACCUAAGCUGAUCUGCACCGACCCUGAGCAGGGCACUUCCGGAGCAAAGAUGAGUAAAGAUGUAAGAAACGAGGGCUUCCUGAAAAUGGCAGCGUCCGCAGAAUCGAUAGGCAGCUGCUCGCUAGACGUAGAUUACACGACAAGUGAAUCUAACGCAGCUCUGUUGACAUCGCGGCUCGGGUUCAAGCCGUCGCCGUCGCAGCGGACCCUGCACAGCUUCGAUUCGCAGCGACUCUUGGCGCAGAGUUCCGAGGAAAUCUCCACGGCCUCUGCCUCUGAACGCAGACAGGCCGCCAAACUCGCAAACGCCAGGGACAUCUACAAGAGCGAGGACUCGAUUCUGGGCGUCCGGCAGCCGCGCAGACCUUCGUACGUCAACAUCUCGUGCUCGGUGAGCGGCUACACGCCUGCCAUCAACUACCACUGCCUCAAGUUCGGCCUCAGCAGUCUGCAGAGUCUGAGCACGCCGCCCCUUGUGUUGACCAAACGGAAGCCGCACUCGUUCACCGGGAUGAUGAACGGCAACCACAGCAAGACCGACUUUGUCGACUGCUCCUCGGGCAGCUUCUUCGCCCGACAAUCACCCGACUCGUUUUGCUCGCAGUUCGCCAAGAGCAGCAACUUGUUCACCAACAACAACAACCGCAUGUCCAGCGUCGAGUCGACCGCGGUUUACACCUCGUCCCAAAGGUCGGAGAACACCAACGGCGCCACGAACGGCACCGAAUCCAACACUGAAAAGUCGUUCAUCCAGGAGAGGGUGGAGCGGCUGUACGGUAGAGGUGCCUUCGCGCCUUCCUUUUUCAAGCAAAAAAGUACCUCGCCGAGAAGCAGCCUCUCACCCGGCCAGGAGAACAAAACAAAUCCAGAAAAGACUGCAAACUCUUCUCCCACUAAAAUCCCAGAGCUGCCUGUGCUGAAAUUGCUGAGGCCCGAGUUUCGUGAGCAGCUCGUCAUCAACUCUGCGCACUCCACCCCGUGGUGGAGGCAACAGCUGCGUAGCACCGCGCCCAAACCGGCCUCGUACAAUGGACAAGAGAGAAUCAUUCCUAUCACCCUAGAGGCAGACAUCAUUACCAAGCCUAAAAUUGGCGCCAACGAAGUUAAAGACAUGGUCUGUGAUGUUGCCACUCAGGCGCAAGAAGUACCACAAGACAUGCAGCCAGCAGCUGUUGACGUAAUCCCCAUAACUUCGGCGGUCGCCCCGAGCCACACCAACAAGGACAAAGACGCUCAUUACUACCUGCAGCUGCACUCGGCCGAGUCGCAGAGAUUGCUCAAGUUGGCUGACGAGUACGAGGUGGAUUUGGAGAACAAUUCUGACCUAAGUGAAGACCUCAUGGGAAAGUUGAGGGCCGCUACUGGCCAGGCUAGACUACUUGUUCGACAGAAAUUAAAGCAGUUUGAAGGACUUUGCCACAGAAAUCUUGAUUCUAACAGUGAUGAACCUUUUCCUACAACUUGCGAAGAUAUUGCUGGUUUUUGGGACAUGGUAUACUUGCAAGUGGAACAUGUGGACAGUCUGUUUGAUGAAUUGGCCAAUCUAAAGAAAAAAGGAUGGCCUGCUGAGACUACCCCAAAAAAAGUUGCAACCCCAAAACAAGCAAAGCCAGGAGUGAAAGGCAAAAGUGCUCAAGUCAGUUCAAAGCCGCUUUCUGAGAAGGCGCAAGAAGCGGCUCGCAUUCGUGACGAGCAGCGCAAGAAAAUUUUGGAAGAGAGGAGGCGUCAAGCCAAACUUCAAAAGAAGCCUGACGACAGUAUUGAGAUUUUUGCUCCCACUGCUGAAUAACUGCAGACAAUUGACCUGAUAUUUGACAUUCUCUUAUUGCAUUUCAACCAACAACUACUGAACUACUAUAAUUACUCAAUGUCAGUAAUUUGACCAGCUUCUAACACAGAAAGUCUUGAAGCAUAAAAAAAAACUACUCACUAGCAUGCCCAGCGCCUUAGCGCUUUGGAUUAAGAACAAAAGCUGCUUAUAUUUAAAAAAGAUAAUUUGUUUUUAUAAUGUUAAUAACUCAAUAUUUAAUGAAAAAGAAAAUGCCUUGUUGCACUUUGGUCUUGCCACCAUUUUUAAUCGCAGACUGAUUUAAAUUAUUGUGGUGUUGAUUGUCAAUUCUGAGACCAGAAAUGGCACGGAUAAUUGUGAUCAUGUGUGAAAUGAGGCGAAAUUGACCAGGGGAAAUUACAUUUCAAUGUUGAAGAGAGGAAUAUUUUUAUGAUUGGGGAAUUGGCGAGAAAGACGUGUGCUUUGUCGGCAUUGCAAAAUUGUAGCCAAAGAAAUUUUUGUUUGAAUGAGCAUUGCACAGAAGACAUUAACAAACUUCUUGACGCUUUAACUAUAAUUGAGGAAAGAUGAUAUUUUUUUAAUGUAUAAUAAUUUUGCAUGUUGAAGGAGUUUUCUUGCUGCUUUCUUUCCUGUCUCUUAGAUUUCUCCUUGCCUACAAGUUUCAUCAAUAAUUAAUUUAUAAAACUUUUAGAUGGAGUCAUAAAAUUCUACUAACAUUUAGGCAGCCAAAUAGUCACAAUGUACUUGCAAUAAUAAGCUCGGAUUUGUUUCUGAUUAUUUGAUUGUGAUCAAAAUAAUUUUCGAGCACGUGAAUUUAAAAUUGGCUUUCUAAAGUAGUAUUAAUCUUAUUUAUUAUUUGGAUAUCAAUGGAUUUAUCAUGUAUUUAUUGCUAAUCUGAUUAAGAAAUUAAAUAUUUAUUGAACUACGAAAAACUAUGACUGGCUCACAAAAAUUUCACAGAUAUGAUUUUAUAAAAUAAUGGAUUUUGAGGAAUAAAUUUAAGAUAAUUUGUAUGAUGAAUGUGUUA